Pan troglodytes (chimpanzee) is the source of this 3467-nucleotide messenger RNA. RefSeq names its product butyrophilin subfamily 3 member A2 (gene BTN3A2). Lineage: Eukaryota; Metazoa; Chordata; Mammalia; Primates; Hominidae. The record is from RefSeq and is a predicted model, not a curated record. Gene Ontology annotation, molecular function: signaling receptor binding. Gene Ontology annotation, cellular component: external side of plasma membrane. Gene Ontology annotation, biological process: regulation of cytokine production; T cell receptor signaling pathway.
AAUCAAAAAACUAAUUCUUCCAAAGAGCGACUCUUACUGUUUCUCAUGGUGAGAAGACAAUAUUUGCUUUCUCUUCUUCCUUUCUCCCGGAUGAGAGGCUAAGCCAUAAUAGAAAGAAUGGAUAAUUAUUGAUUGACCAUCUUUAUUCUGUGGGCUCUGAUUCUCCAAUGGGAAUACCAAGGGAUGGUUUUCCAUACUGGAACCCAAAGGUAAAGACACUCAAGGACAGACAUUUUUGGCAGAGCAUAGAUGAAAAUGGCAAGUUCCCUGGCUUUCCUUCUGCUCAACUUUCAUGUCUCCCUCCUCUUGGUCCAGCUGCUCACUCCUUGCUCAGCUCAGUUUUCUGUGCUUGGACCCUCUGGGCCCAUCCUGGCCAUGGUGGGUGAAGACGCUGAUCUGCCCUGUCACCUGUUCCCGACCAUGAGUGCAGAGACCAUGGAGCUGAAGUGGGUAAGUUCCAGCCUAAGGCAGGUGGUGAACGUGUAUGCAGAUGGAAAGGAAGUGGAAGACAGGCAGAGUGCACCGUAUCAAGGGAGAACUUCAAUUCUGCGGGAUGGCAUCACUGAAGGGAAGGCUGCUCUCCGAAUACACAACGUCACAGCCUCUGACAGUGGAAAGUACUUGUGUUAUUUCCAAGAUGGUGACUUCUAUGAAAAAGCCCUGGUGGAGCUGAAGGUUGCAGCACUGGGUUCUAAUCUUCACAUCGAAGUGAAGGGUUAUGAGGAUGGAGGGAUCCAUCUGGAGUGCAGGUACACCGGCCGGUACCCCCAACCCCAAAUACAGUGGAGCGACGCCAAGGGAGAGAACAUCCCAGCUGUGGAAGCACCUGUGGUUGCAGACAGAGUGGGCCUAUAUGAAGUAGCAGCAUCUGUGAUCAUGAGAGGCGGCUCCGGGGAGGGUGUAUCCUGCAUCAUCAGAAAUUCCCUCCUCGGCCUGGAAAAGACAGCCAGCAUUUCCAUCGCAGACCCCUUCUUCAGGAGCGCCCAGCCCUGGAUCGCAGCCCUGGCAGGGACCCUGCCUAUCUUGCUGCUACUUCUCGCCGGAGCCAGUUACUUCUUGUGGAGACAACAGAAGGAAAUAACUGCUCUGUCCAGUGAGAUAGAAAGUGAGCAAGAGAUGAAAGAAAUGGGAUAUGCUGCAACAGAGCAGGAAAUAAGCCUAAGAGAGAGCCUCCAGGAGGAACUCAAGAGGAAAAAAAUCCAGUACUUGACUCGUGGAGAGGAGUCUUCGUCCGAUACCAAUAAGUCAGCCUGAUGCUCUAAUGGAAAAAUGGCCCUCUUCAAGCCUGGUGAGGAAAUGCUUCAGAUGAGGCCACCUUGUUAAAUAAAUUGGAUGUAUGGAAAAAUAGACUGCAGAAAAGGGGAACUCAUUUAGCUCACGAGUGGUCGAAAAAGAAAAGAAAAUUAACCUCUGAGUAUAAAGCAUCAGUGGGCAGAAUCAAUGUGGGGAGGGAAACAACAAAAAUGUAGAAAGAGGAUCCUUGUUGCUUCUUGGGGCCGCAUCAGGGUAUUGGGUUAGGCAGAUACUGACCUUACUUUCAUUUCCCCUCUGGUCACCAGACCCCUGGGGCUUUCACCAAUGACAUUGAUGAGAGAAUCACAUUCAGGGCAGGCUAGGGACAUGGGGUUCUGGAAGGACCUCCUCAGCAUGGCCCAAGCCUUGCAUGCUGUGGCUCUUAAAUCCAGGAAAAAUGGCUGACCCCAUGGACACCUCCUCAAACUCUCUGCAGCAGAUGUAAUUCUGGACCCAGACAUGGCAAACGCCAUCCUCCUUGUUUCUGAGGACCAGAGGAGUGUGCAGCGUGCUGAGGAGCCCCAUGACCUACCAGACAACCCUGAGAGAUUUGAAUGGCGUUACUGUGUGCUUGGCUGUGAAAGCUUCAUGUCAGGGAGACACUACUGGGAGGUGGAAAUGGGGGACAGAAAAGAGUGGCAUAUUGGGGUGUGUAGUAAGAACGUGGAGAGGAAAAAAGUUUGGGUCAAAAUGACACCGGAGAACGGAUACUGGACUAUGGGCCUGACUGAUGGGAAUAAGUAUCGGGCUCACACUGAGCCCAGAACCAACCUGAAACUUCCUGAGCCCCCUAGGAAAGUGGGGGUCUUCCUGGACUAUGAGACUGGAGAUAUCUCGUUCUACAAUGCCACGGAUGGAUCUCAUAUCUACACAUUUCUGCACGCCUCUUCCUCUGAGCCUCUGUAUCCUGUAUUCAGAAUUUUGACCUUGGAGCCCACUGCCCUGACCGUUUGCCCAAUACCAAAAGUAGAGAGUUCCCCCGAUCCCGACCUAGUGCCUGAUCAUUCCCUGGAGAUACCAGUGACCCCGGGCUUAGCUAAUAAAAGUGGGGAGCCUCAGGCUGAAGUAACAUCUCUGCUUCUCCCUGCCCAGCCUGGAGCUAAGGGUCUCACCCUCCACAACAGCCAGUCAGAACCAUAAAGCUACAGGCACACAAUGAAGCACUUUACUGAUAUUCAUUCGAUUAUUCCAUAGGACAGUUGUUUGAGUUUGGUGCCAUCUUAUUGUGCCCUUUAUACAGAUAAGGAAACUGGGGUGUAGAUAAGUGUAUUGACUUUACAAAGCAGACAGGAAUAGUGAACAACAGAGCUGGGAUCUGAAACAAUGACUAACAUUAAUGGAGAAUUUAAAACGUUCUGAGUGCUGUGUUAUGAGCUUUGGUGGGUGUCACUCCUUUAAUCCUCACAACACCCUGUCAGGUAGUCUCAUUUGGCAAGUAUGGAAGCAGAGGCAGGGCAACAUUAAGUAGCUUACAUAACUCAUACAGUAAUUUGUGCAGUUGGGAGAUGUUCAGCUUCAGUCCCUGGCCAAUUGCUCGUUCUUUUCCAGCCUGAUUUUUCCCGCAUGGGAAGAACCCACAUGCAGCCCUGAGGUUCCCUUCCCAGGACAGCUCCAGGAUCGAGAUCACUGUGAGUGGUUGUGGAGUUAAGACCCCUAUGGACUCCUUCCCAGCUGAUUAUCAGAGCCUUAGACCCAGCACUCCUUGGAUUGGCUCUGCAGAGUGUCUUGGUUGAGAGAAUAACGUUGCAGUUCCCACAGGGCAUGUGACUUUGAAAGAGACUAGAGGCCACACUCAGUUAAUAAUGGGGAACAGAUGUGUUCCCACCCAACAAAUGUGAUAAGUGAUCGUGCAGCCAGAGCCAGCCUUCCUUCAAUCAAGGUUUCCAGGCAGAGCAAAUACCCUAGAGAUUCUCUGUAAUAUAGGUAAUUUGGAUGAAGGAAGCUAGAAGAAUUACAGGGAUGUUUUUAAUCCCACUAUGGACUCAGUCUCCUGGAAAAGGAUCUGUCCACUCCUGGUCAUUGGUGGAUGUUAAACCCAUAUUCCUUUCAACUGCUGCCUGCUAGGGAAAACUGCUCCUCAUUAUCAUCACUAUUAUUGCUCACCACUGUAUCCCCUCUACUGGGCAAGUGCUUGUCAAGUUCUAGUUGUUCAAUAAAUUUGUUAAUAAUGCUUA